Messenger RNA from Drosophila takahashii, 7277 nucleotides. RefSeq lists its product as uncharacterized. Gene Ontology annotation, molecular function: serine-type endopeptidase inhibitor activity. NCBI's taxonomy places the organism in Eukaryota, Metazoa, Arthropoda, Insecta, Diptera, Drosophilidae. The record is from RefSeq and is a predicted model, not a curated record.
CGCCAGCCCAACGAUCAGUUCACUGCGAGCGCUUACAGCGUCUGGUGCGUUGCGACAGAAGAACGAGUGCCAGCUAACCCGAAAAACCAAUAAAACAAUCCACCGCAGACCCAAACAAACACAACAAACUAAAGGACAUAAUCCCAGCACAGCGACCCAGAACAAAGCGAACUCGUACAUACAUCCAGUGCAAAAAUUGUGCGGGCAAUGAGUCGUGAUUCGAAUGUGGCACGAUUUUAAUUAAAUCGACAGUUAUUGAAAGAAUUAAAACAAAUCACAAAGUACGCAUCACAGUUGAAUUGAAUUCCGCUGAGCGGAAAACCACGCGUCGUGUUGCACGGCUCAGAACCAGAUUCGGAAUCAGGAUCGCAUCCCGACCAUAUUCCUAUUCAUAUUCAUAUUCAUAUUCAUAUGCAGUGCGCGCGAAAUUCCUGUCGGCUGUCCUUGUCGUAUUGUUUAUGCAUUUGUUGGAUGUUGGUUCUGCGAGUCUCCCUCUAACACGUAGCAGCGGCGUCAACAGCUUUCACUUGAUGUUUAUGCAGCCUCCUUCGACACUAAGCACCAAUCGGAUUCAGUGAGCCAAAGGUCCUGACCUGCCGUCAGCAAAAGUGAGAGGAAAAAAAUUUUAGGAUUAGUCCACGGCUGAAGCGAAAACAAACGCCCACUUCACGCGAGCACUUCACGACUCCACAAUGCGUCUGCCGCGCACAGCCCCAGUGCUCUGGCUCUGGGCCUGGCUAACCUUGGCCACCUCCGGCAUCCUGGCCUAUCCGAACAGCCAGCAGCAGCAGCCGCUGGUCACCUAUGUGACCACCUCGACGACAUCCAGCCAACGGAGCCAGUCCGCCAACCAGCCCCUGCAACCGGCGUUUGUCUAUGACUCACCUCCUCCGGAAGGGGAGGAGGAGUCUAGUUCUAGGCAUCCCCUGGCCCCGGCAACGUCCAAUGUCCGGAACGAGGAGACUGAGCCGUCAAAGAAAGUCAUCGGUUCCAGUGGAACCCCACCGGUGUCCGUAGUUCUCGAUGGAAAUGAGCCGCAGUUCACGGAUGCUCUGGGCCACAAGGUGCCCAAACCACAGCCGUCCUUGCAAGUGGCCAGUCCAAUCGUUCUUCUUAACCCAGACCGCUACGAAUUCUACACAUUCGACGAGCACGGCGAGCUCGUCAAGCGGUUGAUGACCAUGGAAGAGAUUCAGAGCAUUGUGGCCAACGGAGACGGGGAGGGGCCAUCAAUCAUCCAUCCGGCCCCGCUAACUGAUAGCAAUCCCGACAAGAAUGUUCAAGAUAUUGUAAACAGCGUGCAAAGCGUGCUGAACCAGGAGGUGGCUUCUAGCUCAGCAAAGAAUAGCUCCGGGGAGCUGCUUCCCCCCCUGCUUGAUACCCCCGACGUCUCAUCGUCAUGGUCUCUCAUCCUGCCUGCCAUUUUCGGAAACACGGGUGGAGAUAUUUUUCCACAACAGCGUCCGCAGCAAAUUGUUAUGACCCCCGAGUCGGAGCUGCUCGAGACGUCCACCAGAGCGCCAUCACCGACUACGGUAGCUACAAAAAAAACCAAGCCCGCUAAACGCAAGCCGGGGACCAAGCGAAAGCCCGUCUCUACUACCAGCACCACACAGGUGACACCUCAAGUAGUGCAGGAGGAGCUGGAUCCCAUGGACUCCGUGUACACAGGCAUUCAGCAAUACCAGCAGGUGGCCGCGAAUAUGCCACAGUUUGAGCUCCUUCACAUGCAGCCCAUUUACCAGAAGCAACCUAUCCCAACGGGGCAGCCGGAAACAACCACGCGAAGAGUAUUCUACAACAACCAAGAAAUAAUUCACACGCCCACCUCCUCGAGCAGCGCCCCCUCUAGCACUGAGAUCGUUUUUACCCACCAUCUGGCCAAGAAGCCGGCCAAUGUUCAGCGCAAGCCGACACAGCCCCAACGCGUGAAGAAGCCCAACGGUGGUUCUACCUCCGAAACUACAUCCCAGGCUACUGGCGGUAAGCAGAAGGUCAAAAAGAAGACAACUACCACAACAACAACGACAACAACUACACCAGCCCCACAGCCCGAAACAGAGCCACCCACCGAGGAGGAGCCAUCACCAAUAGAAAGCGCGACUACAACCACCCAAGCACCUCCCUUAACAACACAGAAAAAGAAGAAACGUAAGCCCACACGAACACCAGGUACUGGAUCUUCUGGUGGCAACUCAAAGCCAUCAAAGCCAAAGCGAAAGCCCACGCCUUUACCACAGCAGCAGGUUGCCGGAACUCAAAAGCCGUCCAGACCACAGAGACCUCACAAGAAACCCAAGCCUACAGCUCCUACAACUUCCACUACGUCGACCACGACGCCAUCGCCUGAAGUGACCACUACAACUACGACAUCCGGACCAUUGACCACCUCUCCAGAAGCCCCAAUCACAGAGCCACCGGAGGAGAGUCCAGUAACCACCACUCCAGAACCAGAGCCCCAAACAACAAUCUCCACAACAACGACAACAUCAGAGGCUCCCACAACCACAUCCACAGAGGCACCUACAACAACAACAGAGGCUAUAAUAACAACAACAACUUCUACCACAACAACAACAGUUGCUCCUCUAAAGACCACAGCAAUACCACCUGCCCUGCACCACCAGAAACUGCACAACAAGCCCGUCAGCCGUCCAUCAACUCUGCACCACAACCGAGUCCACGCGAAACCAGUGCACAUCCCCACGACUGAAUCGAGUAAGGUGGCUGGGGAGCCACAAGCUUCCGAAAGCUACGGAUUGGUUAAUGUAAUUCCCUUCUUGAGCACCACACACAAACCAUUAUAUCCGCUGCCUAGCUACGAUGCGGACGCCUCUUCAAAUGUGACUACUACAUUAACUGACACUCCGGCUCCUCACUCGCCCCAAAAGAAGACCCCACUGCCUUCGCUGGCGCAACUGCAGCAGCAGUUGCAUCUCGGCUCACCAUCACCGGCGCCACAGCUCUCGCCCGCUCAGAUCCUCUCAAUGGACCAAAUAGUGCAGUCGCUUACCCAGGACCUCUCAUCCACAGAUAAAGCGGAAGAAGACUCCGCUGCCAGUCCCGUAAGAUACGACAGUGCGGAAAGCAAACUGCAGAUUGAAGCCCUGGCCAGCAAGAAGAAAGUAGCAGUCAUCGCCAGCACCAGCCCUGCACCAACCACAACCACUACAACUAGAAAAUCAACUACCUCCUCCAAACCCACCUCAAUUUUGACCAGCAACAAGCCACUUAAUGCCCAUUAUGGUGGCAGCACUUUGGCCACAAUGCUCUCGGAGGAGGGGGAGGAUGUUACCGACUCCAUGGAAUCUCUUAAAGUCCACCAGCAACCAGCAGAGACCACGCUCAGCAGCCUCGAGGACGAUGACGAAGAGCAAACACCCGUUGUGCUAAUCACCGCUAGACCACAGUACUUUACGGUAACAAGGCAGCCGGAACCACUGCAGCCAAUAAAGACCGAUUCGACCGAUGAGGAGCCGGAGACCACCGAGUUGCCUGGACAAACACAGUUUCUGGUAACAACGCCGAUGUCACCGCUGGAAGAGCUGGAAGCUACCACGAAUAAGCCUGAAGUCGAAUCAAUCUAUGUAAAUAUACCUGAGGAAAACGAACCUAAGCCCGCCGGCGGUUAUAUUCCAAAUUCCGUUGAAAUUGGGGAGGGGGUGAAUGCAGUUGUGGCCACCACAGAACAGACACUAAGACUUCCAGUCUCCGAGAGCAGCACAGUCGCCGAUUUCGACAGUACCGAAGUUACCCCCAUGAUCGCUGACCUGGUGCACCAACUCAAUAUGGAAAUGCUUAGGCCCACGGACCGAAUAUCCAUGGCGAACUUCCAGACACAGGCAGCUACUGUUGCCUCCACACUAGUGGAUGGCAGCAACACGCUCGUCUCGGAUGUCCCUAUAAACUCAAACGAGACAAAGGAUGAGAUCGAAUUCCUUAUGUCCGAUGUUAUACAGCAGAUAACUCAGGGAGAUCAGAGCCAUCCUCCACAGAAGGCGAAGCCGAUAGACGAUUCAAACCGCCUGACCAAUUUCGCACAACUGAAUACCUCUUUCUUGCUUCACCCAAAGCCAGAAAAAUCGGAGGAGACCACGGAGUCUCAAGAACCAUACAAACUAGAAGCGACGCAAAGUACAUCUACUGCAGCUUUUAUCAAGGAGGAAUCAACUUUUCCUGCAAAUUCCAUCCAUGUAGAGACGAGCACGCAUCGGAUUCCAAUUCUAUCGCUCUCCCAGAUUUAUGCGCAGCAACAGCAAGAUGAAGAUGAGGAACAGCAAGGUUUUGCAAAUGAACGACUCGAAGUUCAUCCAACUUCAGAGCCCUUAAGGCACGAAACGGAAACUGUCCCCAAUCCGGAGAAUGCAUCCACUGCAGCACCCACAGUAGAUACCACCGAGGCUGAUACCGUUGGGGCUGUCAUCACCACUGAGCGUCAGCAGGCCCAAGAACCCAGCCAGGAGGAGACGACUUCCAGUGAAGAGGGUUCCGGCAGCAAGGAAUCAACAACCGGUUUCAGCGAAAGUUACACUCAUGCCGAAAGCGAAGAGGAAACGCUUGAGCUGUUAACAAAUAGUUACAAUGAGCAGCAGCAGACAGAAAAAGAGCACGAGCCCGUAUUCACCACGACGGAGGAGUCAGCAUCUACCACGCACAUGUCUAUGGUGGAAGAGACAACAUUGGCGACGAACGUUUUUCAAGACGGACAGGGAGAAGAUCAAUUGUUAACAACGGUGAAAGAAGAAUAUCCAGAACAGCACCCACAAGGAACCCAUGCGGCGGUUUUGGGGGACAGCGUCACCAACGCAGCCCAACUACUGCCCCAGUAUCAGGCGCCCACCAGCGAAGAGCAUGAGGAAGAUGAAGUGAGGGUCACGGAAAUACCCGGUGACAUGUCCUUGGCUUCUUCCGAUUCAGACAUGUCCCUGAGCUCCGAACAGGUGACUGAGAAAAUCGAAGUGAGCACAGUAAAGUCACAGGAAUUGGACGACGAAUCUUUGGAGGAAAUUUCCGACGAGCUGACAGCUACCGUGUCCGAGGAACAGGACGCUGCGGAUGACGAGGCGGUUACAAGUGCUCAAAAAAUUCAGCCGGACGAUGAGGAUCCCUACGUGAAGCUGGGCGAAACGACGGCGAGUCUGGUGAGACCGCUUAAACCCAACAAAGAAGAGGUCAAUGAGGAUAAGAGCGUAACUGAACCUGAUGAGGAGAACCACAAGGUUACAUUGCCUUUGGCUAGCUACGGACAGGCGCCAGUAGAUCAGGCCGAUGAAGAAGACGAGGAGGAUCAAGUAAUUUACCAUCUACCUCUCUCUCUGCCCAGCAGUACAACAACAAGUAUUACUACAACUUCUACAACUACUACUAAAAAGCCCACUACGGAAACCCCAACUUCGACCACUACGUCUACGACCCCACCCACAACAAAGCGAAUGAACACUUUGAAGCCAGUUUCCUACUAUGUUCAGCCCUCGCUUCUGGGUGGAUAUAAUCAACUGGACUUGCAGCCGCCAAAGGUGCUGCCCUACAAUGCUAAUGCUAACAAGGUGGAUACAGCCCUGCCACCGGCUCUAUCCCAUAGCCCAUUUCAAAACACGUUGAACCAGCAGCGACCAACCCAACGACCUCUCUUGCUGACCAAUCUUAUGGCCAGCUCCACGCAAUCGACAAGACCACCAGUAAAACUAGAACCUAGUCCAGAAUCUUCGCAGGGGCUUGAAGCCUCCACAGCGCUAAUGGACGAGGAUCUGCAAUCUUUUGCCCGGCUCUGCAACGAGCUGGCUUUCAGCUACUGGCGUGCCAUUACCUCAGAAAAGAUCAGUUCGGCCAGAAGUCUGGUCAUAUCCCCGUUCGCUCUGACUUCCAUGCUUUCGAUGGUCUUCCUAGGCGCGCGCGGAAGCACGUCCGGGGAGAUGAACGAGAUUCUGAAGCUGGACGACAUGGUUACCUUUAACCCACAUCUAAUCUUCAAGAAUAUAACCAACUCAGUGGAGCAGGCUACGGACAGCGAUAUCGCGACAGCUGCCUUUGUACGCGAGAUCUUUAGCGACCGUGCCAACGGGAAAAUACUGCCCUUCUUUAAAGAGAAAACCCAACAGCUGUACGCCGGUCACGUCGAGGAGGUGAACUUCCAUGUGGUCAACGAUAUCGUGCGACGCCGCACGAACCUGUUGGUGAAGCGGCACACGAUGGGGAAGGUUCUUGAGUACCUGCGUACCAACAGUGUUUGGGUGAAUGGCCCAUUGGCAACGAUCUCGGCCAAUCUCUUUCAGACGGACUGCUCGCACGGCUCCACUGCAGAUCGUGAUGGGGAGAUGUUUUUCCAAGUGCAUCCCACAGUGCGCCAGCGCCGGCUCGUGCCCAUUCCGGCCGUGCUUUACCGUUCCGGCUUCUUGGCGGGCUACGAGCCUCAGCUGGACGCCACCGUUGUGUCCUUCGGUCGAGUCCAAGACACGGUUAGCACGGUAUACGUGAUGCCCGGCCACCAGAGCUCCAUUUCGCCGAUGGACAAUCUGGAGCGCUUGGAGCGCAGUCUGGUGGAAAGGGCUUUCGGGGAUUCGCGGGCCUGGAGCCGGCUGCUUACCUCUCUAAUGGAUCGGCCAGGCAUGGAGGUGCAACUGCCUCGAUUUUCACACCGCUCGUUUGUUAACGCAUCGCUGGGUCUGCAGAAGAUGGGCCUGCGCGGCCUCUUCCAGUCGGACCUGGCUGACCUACGGGGUCUAACUGGCGCCGGAAACCGCGACAUCUUCCUUUCCGACAUGAUCCAGAUAAACACGUUCAGCACAUGCGGCGAAGAGAAGAUCUCCGAGCAUCACCACGUAGAAAUGUACCCGGCACCCCCUCUGCGAAAGCGGAACAAGGAUGUGGACGCUACUGAUGAUGAUGCCUUCGACUCCUCGGAGGCAGUCGUGGAUUUCGGCUCGCUAGUGCAGGAAUCGGCGCUAGGACGGGGCUUCUACGACGACCUGCUGGACCCGAAGUACCUGGAGCUGCCGCUGCCACUCCGUCCACGGCAAGCUCGCGUCCCAGAUGCACCACGGCUGCGGUUCGACAAGCCCUUCCUGUACUUCGUGCGCCACAACCCCACUGGCAUGAUUCUGUUCAUGGGACGAUUCAACCCGCGCCUGCUGCCGUGAAGAGGACGCAGCACCAGCAACUGAGGGUCGUUUUCUUGUUAAUUCUUGGAAUGUGACUUAGUGAAUUUAUAUCGUACUUGUAAUAAUAACUUUAUUCUUAAUUAACGCUGCUUGCUGUGCCUUAAUCUCGCGUCCCGCAUC